AAACGCCUCUGACCUAUGAGUGCCACCCCGGUCGCGCCUGCCAUCCCAACGCUCGUUGGGUCGCUUGCCUUGCCGCCGCCACCGCCGCCAUCAACGACGAAGCGAACCCUCGACGACGUAGAGUCGAGGCAGUCAGCGCCAAAGAAGCGUCGCAGUCUGUCGAAAGCAGGACUGACGGAGGAACAUCAACUCGAGCUGUUCUUGGGCAAGAUCAAACGGCAGAUUCACGAAAAGUUUGGCAUCGAACAUGUGCAAAUGUGCCAUGAAGGGCGAAACGUGACGAUUUCGUGCUGGCAGUGCGGCAAGCAGAUCAAAAUCGCGACAGGACAUGUGCACCUGCGAAGCAUGAAUUCGCAUUUGGAAAGAUGCAAGGGCAGCGCCGCGAUGAUGCCAAAGCCAGGUGAGGUUGAGGAGCAGGCGAAAAAGGGGGGACGGAGGUCAAGCAAGAAAGCGUUGUCCGAAGAGAACUUGAGCAUCCUGUUCUUGGAGAACGCUCGACGACAGCUCAAGGAGAAGUUUGACGUCGAAAACGUUACGAUGGUUCACAAGGGGCGCAACGUGUGCAUCUCGUGCUGGAAGUGCGGGAAGGCGGUCAAAAUUGCAGGUGGGCGCCUCAACUUGUCCAACUUGAAGGCGCAUCUGGACCGCUGCAAACCAUCGAAGAAGCCCAAACGCGUGCUGCCGGCGCAGCCAGCGUCCGUGAAUACAUUCCUGUGUGCCGGUCUUACGUCGGACGAGAUCCGCAACUAUUGUUCCAACGCCAUGCGCAUGUUUGGGGGGUGCCAGCGCCGCGAGGAGAUCCUGAAGCAACUGUUCAACAUUCGGUCGUUCAAAAACUUGACGGAGGAGCAGCUCGAGGUUUUUCAAAAGUAUGAAUUCGCCACGCGCAAAUGGAACAUCGUCGGGACAACCGUGUUUAGCGUCGACUGCACCAAGGUGUCGGCGAUCGGCAAGACGUGCCACGAGUGUCUCUCGCUCUACCGCAACAAGAAUUUCGUCAACACCCUGUGCAAGUACCGAUCGCGCGCGCAGAAGCUUGCUGACGGCGUCAUCAACGAAAACUACGUCAAGUACAUCCCGCGCAUGUACGUCCAGCACCCCGGCGCCAAGCUCGCUCAGUCGUUUGAAAACCAUCGGUUCAAGACGGUCAUUUAGUUGACCGGUGGUUGCUCCGAAUGAAGUGUGUGUAUGAACAACAGCAUGACCAGAAUGCAUUCAUGAGGCACAUGCAAUUGGAUGGGGGUCCAGCACAGGCCAUGCUGGCAGCGGUCGGAUAGAAUGAGAUGUCCUGCAAACACGCGAAGUUUCGACAUCGUGCUGCAACUUGAGAUAGCGUCCCAAAGAGCCUUCAAGUCACUUUGCAA
Aphanomyces invadans is the source of this 1364-nucleotide messenger RNA. RefSeq lists its product as hypothetical. Bases 16 to 1155 code for a protein of 379 amino acids. The transcript has a single exon. NCBI's taxonomy places the organism in Eukaryota, Oomycota, Saprolegniomycetes, Saprolegniales, Verrucalvaceae. The record is from RefSeq and is a predicted model, not a curated record.